AUGCUCGUAUUCAUGGGCGGGAUUACUUCUGAGCUGGAACAGAAGCACCUGGACCUGGCUGCUGGACCCGCGAUGACUUUGACCGCUAGUCCAGCGUCGCAGUCGCUACCCGGGACACUCACACCAGACCGUCGCAUUCUUACUCCAAAUACCUCAUCUUCGGGCAGCGCUUCAGACAUGCCAACUAGCAGGGGCAGCUUAUCCGAUGCAGGCGGUAUCUCGUAUGAGGACCAACUGCUACAGCACUUUCUGACCAUUGGCCCGCCGGCUGCUCUUUUUGCGCCGGUAAACAUCGAGUGGAAGUAUAUGCGCCCAGCGCUGCUGGUUCAUGCACGAGAUUCCAGUCCGCUUUUGAAUGCUUUAUACUGCUACGCGGAUGUUCAUAAAGCGAUGAUGGAAGGGAAAAAAUGGCGCUGGGCGCCUACCUUUUAUAGAGUGGCUAGUUCGGAGAUCCAAGCUUGUAUUCAUGGCGAGGUGACGGAGUCCACACUCAUCAAAGUUUUUGGAGCUGUUUUUCUCUUAAUGAUAUCCGAGCUUCUCUCACCUUCCGGAAUAUGCACCGGAACUUCUUAUAUUCACUCCGGGUACCUUAUUCUACAACGAUUCCAUGAUCGUACUCGACAUUGGACCGGUCUCGGUCAUCUUUUGGUGUCAUGGAUCUUACUGCUAGAUGUCAAGUCCCUGAUUGCAGGCCGAGAUGGCGAUCCUCUCCCUGAACUCGGCAACAUCCCAGAACAUAGCAUAACACUGAAACCACCGGAUACACAAACUUCCCAAACAUCUCACAUAACCGCACCAACAGCCAACUUUAAACAAGAGGACAGCAUCGAAGACCCAUUCCUCAGCCCCAACUACCUCGUCUACGAAGCAAUCGUAGGCCCGGCAUUCCGAUUCUUCGUACAAGCCCAACAAGUCGUACGACGCAUAGUCUGCAUCGACCUCCACCACCGCAGCCGCGGAACUCUCACCGACGAGUUCGAAGUACUCCAACUCGCCCACAAAAUCGGCGCCGAUCUCGAAACACUCUGGCACCGACGCCCCUCAGUAAUAGACGUCUACGGACGGCCCGAAGCUCUAACUGACAUCCUUUGUGCGCCUGUGGCAUCGGAAAUCUGCCGCACAUUCCGCCAAUACGUGGCCAACUUCUUAGCGAACUUUAUCUACUUGCAUCGCGUUGCAUUUGCAAUAUAUCCUCGCACAGAACGCGUCAACGGCGCUGUCGAUCAAAUCAUUCAACUGGCCACCGUUGACUCUGCCGGGCCAGACCAUCUGCCCGUCAGUUUCUUAUGGCCGCUGUUCAUUGCGGGGCUGGAGGCUACGGAGGACCAGCGCAAGUGGAUUGGCCACGAGAUUCAGCGUAUGGCUGCGGCCCACGAAGCUGACGCGGCACCUUCGGCCACUCGUCACCCGACCGCUGAUAGGGUCCUAGUGCUUGUGGAGGAGAUGACCCGGCGGCAAGAUGUGUCACGCACAUGGGCAGACUCGAAAUGUGUGAGGCGGGAAAUGUUUUCGGACUUUUUCGUUGUGAUUUGA
Messenger RNA from Penicillium psychrosexuale, 1533 nucleotides. RefSeq names its product transcriptional regulator family TF. The record is from RefSeq and is a predicted model, not a curated record. Gene Ontology annotation, biological process: positive regulation of transcription by RNA polymerase II. Gene Ontology annotation, molecular function: DNA-binding transcription factor activity; transcription cis-regulatory region binding. The transcript has 2 exons. Bases 1 to 1533 code for a protein of 510 amino acids. NCBI's taxonomy places the organism in Eukaryota, Fungi, Ascomycota, Eurotiomycetes, Eurotiales, Aspergillaceae. Gene Ontology annotation, cellular component: nucleus.